UUUGCUCCAACCUGGUCAACCAUUCCUUCGUGUUUUGUGCUAGCGCCGUCGUAGUAAGAGGAUCUUCGAUGCUGCCGUCCCGCCUAUCCGUGCUGACAUAGACACAGCGUGAGCUCUAACCAUGACUCGACCAGUCGCCGGCGAUGGUCCGCAACGAUGUCACCGAUGAAGCGCUCAGGCUGCGUAACCGAAGACCGACUGCCGCUUAGUUAUAAGCAUGGCUCAAACACUUUGAAGCCGGACUACUCCUCCAACUUCUGCCUCGAAAUGGGUGUGCUUCAAGUCGGAAGCUUUGUUGCACUCAUAGCCACCGCUGUCCUGGCCGCUCGGCCGGCUGUCACUAUCAAGAACGGGACACUUGUCGGAGCAGACCUUCCUCAGAAUGGACAACAUCUAUUCCUCGGCAUCCCAUAUGCUCAGCCUCCUGUUGGAGCCCUCCGCCUGCGACCGCCACAAUCGAUAAACUUGUCGUUUGGUCAACUCGAUGCCACACAAUAUGGCCCCCAUUGCUGGUCUGCGUUUACGACUGGCUUUGAUGAUAACUCUGGUUUCGAGCAAUCCGAGGACUGCCUUACCCUGAAUAUUGUCCGCCCAUCGAGUGUUUCGGAGACGUCGUCUGUUCCCGUGCUUGUUUGGAUUCAUGGUGGUGGUCUUACCGAGAGUGGAAGCGGUGACUAUCGUUUCAAUGGAACAUACCUCGUUGAAGCCUCCGUCGCAAACGGUCAUCCUAUGAUCUUUGUCUCGAUGAAUUAUCGUGUUGCUUCAUUUGGUUUCCUUGCGAGCUCAGAGCUUGAGAGCGAGGGCUCUCUUAACUUGGGAAUGCGAGACCAGCGGUUAGCACUACACUGGGUCCAGGAAAAUAUCGCAAGAUUUGGCGGAGACCCGAGGAAAGUGACAAUACAAGGAGAAAGGUGA
Molecule: messenger RNA, 915 nt
Organism: Mycena indigotica
Lineage: Eukaryota; Fungi; Basidiomycota; Agaricomycetes; Agaricales; Mycenaceae
Product: Ricin B-type lectin domain-containing protein
Exons: 11
Coding region: 157-915 (252 amino acids)
Source: RefSeq, a predicted model, not a curated record